UGUCCCACCCAGGGUUAGAUAAUCCAGUCCGGGACCAGGCGUGCCGCUCCAGCCCAGCCCAUCGUGCGCUGCAGCGCCGCUGACGCCGUCUGCGCUGCAGUCUGCCGCUGACAAAACAAUAUUCCCACACGCCCGAGACUGGCUGCGCGGUCAGACACGGCUACACAUGCUUGUCAUCGAGCGCAAACCCGCCGCCGACUCCCUGAGGCAAGAUGUAUCACUCUGACCACGGUGUAGACUUCCCUGACCUCUCCUUCCAAAUACCUGGCAGCCCUGCAGAGAGAGGCCCAGCAAACAGAGUGUGAAUACAACUGUCAGCACACCCCGUUUCAGCCUUGCCCCCCACCCAUACAGGGCUCCGUUCAGCUGCUGCAGCUCCAGUCCCACCUUCCCUCCUCUUAGACCAUGGACAGCCCUCCUAAACUGUCUGGUGAGACGCUGAUUGUGCAUCACAUUCCCCUGGUGCAUUGUCAGGUGUCAGGUGGGCGGCAAGGUGGCUGUGGGAGCUCAAUGAAGAGGAGCAACCCUUUUAGCCCACCAGAGAACCUGGGCUUGAGUCGCACCACUUCCCUUCCUGAGAGAGACAUCCUCCAGAGAGAAGCUCUGCUCUACAGCAGCCUGAUCCAGACCUCUAGUGGGUCCUGGUCCUCCCACAAUGGAGGAAGAGAACAAAAGGGUGGCGGGAGAGGCGGCAGCACAGCCAGUGAUGAUUCAUCAUUUACCUCGAGCAAUUCAGAGGACCAGCUGAUUACAGCACACACAUUACCCAGAGCCAAACCGAAGACCAGGAAUCCAUUGCGUCAUAAUCCAUUCCUGCUGAAUACCGAAGAUGAUGAGGAUGAUGAAGGGGAGGAAGAUGAUGGUGACAACCUCAGUGGUUACCUUGAAGACUCCUCUUUUCACCUUCACAGUGACACUAACUCUGCACUCGAUGACGGAUUAGCACCCUUUCAUUUACACGACCUUGGCUUUGCUUCUGAGCCCUUUCUCCUUCACAGCUCAGUGGGAGGAAGCAGUCGGGAGUCCCUGAGAGGUGGAGCCUCGGAUCUUUCUAACCACCUAGAGGACCUCGACAUCUUGGACCUUAACAGCCAACGGCGCCAUGGAAGCAGCGGCUCCAACAUGUCAAUGGACUGUGGGGAUCAAGACUGGGGGGAUGACGAUGAAGAAGAUGAAGAUCAUCCGAUGAGGUGUGGGAGAAGCAGCAAAACGGGCUCCUACUCUUCCAGCUCUUCCACCCAGCACUGCUCCUGCUGCACUCUCUCCCAGAAUUACCCUCGGCACUUCCCCGAAGGCUUCUCUGAGCCUUUCUCAGAGUGCCAGCAAGGCUACGGCAGCGACUCCUCUUGCAACAGCUCCGAUGGCGUGCUUGUCAACUUCAGUGCCAUCUACAACAAGAUGAACAACAGUGUGCCAGAGAAGCCACCAGUCUCUGGUCCCACCAACCUCAACAGCUCCACCGACCACUCCUGCACCUCGUCUGCUUCUGAUCUGCCAGGAAACCGAGACUCAAAUGGAGGAGCUUUCUAUUUGGACCUUCACACUUCACCAACUGAACCUCCCUUAUCUCAGCAACUUGGAAACACAUUCCCGCUCAUCCGUGAACCGCACCUGUCCUCCUCCUCCACCUGUUCCUGCUCCGUGGAACACCAGGGAGUUCUUGACCUCGAUGCCAACUGCAACUCCUUCCACCCUCCUCAUGUAGGGUCCUCUGGUGAUCUUGCUUCCUGUCUCCAGAGUCAGGCACGCCUGGUUGUCGCCACCCAGAACUACUAUAAACUGGUCACAUGUGACCUUUCAUCCCAGUCGUCCCCGAGUCCCGCAGGCUCCUCAGUUAACAGCUGCUCAGAUGAGCACAGCAAAGGCAGCCCCACCCCAACUCAGCCGAGUGAGUACUUCCUCUUCAGGCAGCAAGCUCGUGAGGAGGGAGUGGAGGAAGAGGAUGAAGAGGGAGCGUCAACUAGGCGGGAUGAUGAGGAGGAGGAGGAGGAGGAUGAAGAGAAGAAGAAGAACCAGCAGGGAGCUAGUGGGGCUAAAGCUGCUCCUGCUCUGAUUGAAGGCCAGGUGUAUGUCAACAUUUCUCCUCCUAUGUCUGGUCGGGGUGUUAUUGGAGGUGGAGCGUCCACCGGAAGCCGUCCACGUUCUCGGAGCUACGAUCGCAACCUGGACAAGUCUCCGUCGCCACGGCUCGGCUCACUAGAGCGUAUGCUGAGCUGCCCCGUUCGGCUCAGCGAGGGCGCCGUCCUGGCCCCGCCUCCUCCUCCAAGGGUAACCUCCUUCGCAGAGAUCGCUAGAAGCAAACGGAGAACUGGAGGAACAGGUGGAUCGCCCUCAGUGAAGGCAGCUGCGGACGCCAUCUCCUCCCACUCGCACUCCUCUGUGGAUUUUUCUCCGAUCCUGGAGCAACGUGUGGAGGCUGACAGUCAGGCCCUGUCGCCCGUACCCUUUACCAGAUGCUACAGUCAAGGCAGUAUAGAGCGACACCUGGAAGGGGGGAGAGAAACCCGGGCCAAGGCAGAAGGUGGUCUCUCGAGUUCUGCAGAAAGCCGCCCAGCGGUGGUGCGCUACAGUAAGGACCAGCGGCCCACCACCCUUCCCAUCCAGCCCUUUACCUUCCACCACCAGUUUGCAUCUAAAGCCCCCCAGCCCAAGCCCCUGGCUCCCCUGCUCACAGGCUACAUCUCUAGCAUGCAGGGCCGCUCCAGCUUGGGCUCUGGGUCUGGGUCUGGGUCUGGUUCUGGCUCCGGAGGUCCGGUUGGGGAGGACAGUGAAGAUGCAGCUGAGAAAGUCCACAGCUUCCAUGGUUCUCUCACCACAACAGCUCCUCCUCCUGGAUCAGUUAGGCCUUCGCCUCUUGGGAGCUACUCCCCGGUCCGGCUCCAGGGGGCACCCAGCUCUGGGACCUGCUCCACCUGCACCCCCAGCCCUAAGCCAACACACAGCCUCUCCUGCCCGCUUUCAGCAGGCCUCGGCCCCCUGCACAGCCCACCGAUGGUAAAACAGGGAGGGGCAUCAGCUCCAUUACCCCCUACUCCUCCUCCUUCAUCACUGGGGGUGAAGAGAGGGGCGGUGCCACCAAUGCUGCCAGCAGUGCAGGGACACUGUUUCCACCGUGGAGGUCUGCCGAGCUUACCAGCACUUCAUAGUGACAAUCUGAGCCCACUGGGCUGCCUGGACUCUGCAAAGCAUGGGGAGGGAAACAAAGGACAUGCAGCCAGGACACAUAACGCACACCACCUCUCUCCUCAGGCUCUCAAAUGGAGGGAGUACCGUCGUCGAAACCCUCUGGGAGUGGAGAGGGUCUCAGGGUGCCACGCUUCUGCUGGAUUGGGACCACGACCUGCCAGACGCAACGUCUUUGAUUUCCCUUCAGUCCCGUCUGCCCACAAGCUGGGCCGGCUCAAUGGAGUGGGCCAAUCAGCUAAGCUGCAGCAGAGCUACAGCGACUUCCUGCCAGACUACUUUUCUCUGACAGAGAAGCCGCCUGAGGAGUUCUGCCUCUCCCCUGACGCGUCCACCUCCUCUUCCUUUUCUUCAUCCUUGCAGUCUCACAUCUCUGUUGACCUGACGCAGAAGAGAGCUUUGGUGAAAGCUGUGAACACUGCAGUGGAUCUGAUCGUGGCACACUUCGGCACCAGCAGAGACCCCGAUGUGAAGGCAAAGCUCGGGAACAGCUGGGUGAGUCCCAACGUGGGUCACCUGAUCCUGAAGUACCUGUGUCCGGCCCUGCGCGAUGUGCUGCAGGACGGUCUGAAGGCCUACGUGCUGGACUUGAUCAUCGGACAGCGCCGCUGUCAGCCCUGGAGCCUCGUGGAGGCCUCCACACAGCUGGGCCCGUCCACACGUGUUCUCCACAGCCUGUUCUCAAAGGUGAGCCAGUACUCGGAGCUCACGAGCCACAGCAUGAGACUGAACGCCUUCAUCUUCGGCCUGCUCAACCUGAAAUCUUUGGAGUUCUGGUUCAAUCACCUGUACACACAUGAAGAUAUUAUAGCAGCAUACUACAGCCCAUGGGGUUUCCUUCCCCUGUCACAGGGGCCAUGCCAGCCUCUCUUUGAGGAGCUCCUUCUCCUGCUGCAGCCUCUGUCACUGCUCCCCUUUGACCUGGACCUGCUGUUUGAACCGCAUCUCCUCCAAAAGGGACAGGAGCAGCUGCGUCGCAAGGAGCAGCUCUGCUCUGCAGGCCAGAGCGUUGACCAGUCGAGCUGCUCCACCUUCCAGCUCAUGAGGGGGUGGAGCAACACUGUCAGCGAAAUGGUCAAGGACUCGAGUGCAGAGGUGAAGAAAGAGAAGGCAGGGCUGAGGCGAGAAGGAACAUGGCCAAGGAUGGAAGGAGUUGGGUUGAGAAGAGAGGUGUCAGGGGGGAGAUCGAUGUUGAGGAGAGAGGGGGUUACAGCUGAGAGCAUGACAGCCAGGCCUGAUAGCAGAGGGACAGUGAAGGAAGUAGGGUUUGCACAUCUCUGGAAGGAGAGGGGGGUUGAAGGGCAGAGGGUGAAAGGUGUAGGGCAGGAGAGCCAUGGAGAAUGUGAAGAUAUACCGGAGAAGGACAAGAGGAAGGAAAAAGACAGAGUUCCUGCAGACGAAGGACGUCAGCGGCAAGACAGACAGGCCGGCUGGUGGUACCAGCUCAUGCAGUCCUCCCAGGUCUACAUCGAUCAGUCCACAGAGGGGUCAAAGUUUGUUAAGACUGAGAAGAGAAAGAAGUCAUCGGAGAGACGACAGGGCCAGCUACCACCCACGAGAGAGGGUGUGGUGGAGGGAGCGGAGGCCAGCCAAGAAGGUGAGGGUGAGAAGACGAACAGCAGUAGCUUGAGCAGAGAGCCAUGUGGAUCCAGGGGGCGGCCUUCGUGGAUGGGCAGCCCCCCAGAGUCUGUUCUCAAUCAGGAGAAAGAGACCAACCCUCUGGAGGUUACAGGGACCGGACCCCACGCUGGAACCCAGGCGGAGAGCCCCUCACAGGGGCAGAGUCUGCGCUGGGGCCGGCUCUUUGGCUCUAGUGUUGGUUCUCCCUCAAGAGCAGAGGGAGCUGAACAGAAGGCAAAAGCCCAAAAGACCAGACCUCCGUCGGGCUGGCUUGGCUUGGAUCGGUCUGUUCUUGACCUUGUAGCACUGACCAUUGCAGCAGGCAGUGGGAAGAAGGCGGAGCUUCCUGCCACACCAACUCGCACCCAAAGUACAGCUCCACCAAUGUCGACUCACCCAACUGAAGCCAAACUACAGUCUCCCUGUGAAGUACGAGCACUGUGCCACCACAUUGCCACCGAGCCCGGACAGCUGAGCUUCAACAAGGGCGACAUCCUGCGCGUUCUGAGCAAGGCCGACCCUGACUGGCUGCUCUGCUCCCUGGGCUCCACCCAGGGCUUGGUUCCAAUCGUCUACGUCACCCUCAAUAGCAUGGAGGACAGCCAGGAUGCCACUGGACUCGGGUACUGCUGAGCAAGAGAAAACUGUCCAAAAGAUGAAGCCCAACAGACACAGAGGGUUUCCCUCCCGCACACGGACUGAACACACAAACUUGUUUUUGUCUGCACAUUUGAACGAUUCCUGAAAAAAAUAACACAACGUUGUAGAAAAGCUGAAGAGUCUAAAGAUACAGACAGAACUGUGAGGGAAGCAUGCAGGCUCGAUCACAAACUCACAUCUGCUUCAAGGGUACGUCCAGACAAGUAUGCAUGCAUACAUCCAAAACCCCCCAAAAGAUCAGAAACAGACCCAAAGACUCUCAAACGCUUCUUCCUCCGCGUCUCCUCCUAGCUUAGCUACGCGACGGUCCAGUCUGUAUAGCCUCCAUCUCUGAUUUCACCAGAACGAGGAGGGGCGGCUCUCAGAUGGUGAUCUUUAUGAUAGGAUAUCCUGUACUCCAUACCUGGCUGCGCUCCGCUGUACAGGUGCGCCACACUUUAAACAUACUGCUCCAAUUAUCGCCCUCAGUCACAUGACAGGUUGGUUUGAUGUCCUGUUGCAAAUUUAGUGCCGAUAUGAUCUUUGCAUUCAUGUAGAAAUGAGUGAAUCUUUGCUUUUUUGGUAAGGUUGAUAUAAAUGCAAGAGCUAACUUUUGGAUACAUGUUCUGUGAUUCAGCAUAUUUUUAUUAUUAUAAUGAGACGGUGGAGAUCUGCACAUUUCGUGUUUGUGUCAGCAGCUGUUCAGCCAUUCAGAGUGAAAAGAGAGCAGAAGGAAAAUCUUCCUUUUCUUUUAUUCCUCUGUUUUAUUUGAUCUCUGUUCGUCUGAGCGUGACAGCUGGAUGAGGUGGUGGUUAACACGGUUGACUUGCAUGAAACCUCUUGGAAAUCUUAUCCUUUUCCUUACAGUCCUGUUCCGCGUCUCCUCCCGCUCACUCUUACUCUCACAUCCAAGAAGACUUGACGACAUGUGAGGACGGCGGGGCUGAGCUUGUGGUGACACAGCCCGAUUUAUUGGUAUAUACUGUAAAUGCAUAAGUGACUUAAAUGUCUGAUAAGUUAUAUUUAUUUACUGAUCUGAGGGAAGCAUCUGCACGGAUGCUUGCAGAAAGCAGGGAUGUCAAAUGAAAGCAAAGCAUCACUGAAAAUGGGGAUGAUGGGAUUUUUGCUCCAGCCUGGAAGUUUGUUUCGAGUUUUUGCAUUUUGAACAGGGUGAAAACUCAAUUAUGCCUUAAAGUGCUUAAGGGAAAAAAAGAGGCACCUGUCCAGCUUUUUGUCCUGACACUAUAUUCUGUAAAUGUCUUACGUGACAUUUCCCCGAGGUUUGUGUCUGCAGUACGGUGAAGAAAUGGAGACCUGUGGCGAUAAUUUUGAUGUCUAAAGGGAAACCCCAGCCCGGUCUGUAACGGAGGCUCUGUCAUGUUCAGGUGUAAAAUGUGGCCUUAGGUUCAAAAUGAGUUGAUGAAGUAAAAUUCUGACUGUAUACUGUAAACCUGGAUGGGUGUUAAAUGUAUACAGAUGGCCAGUCUGGAAAAUUACACAUUAUAAAGAGGUAAAAAUUAAUGUACAUUUAUUAAAUAAAUGAAUGCUUGUGUAUUUUUUGAAAAACUUGCAUAGGAUGUAAUUUCACCGUUUCAGUUUUCCAUUACAUUAUUGUAUAGUUUUUAUUUUUAUGUAUGAUUUUUUUUUUUUUAACAUUUAAUUCCAACAAAAUGAUUAACAUUUCAUCCAACUGUAAAUAUAUUUAAACCCCUCCAGAAUGAAGUUGUAUGUAUGAAUAUUAUUAAAAGUUUCAGUGCGUUUUAUGUUCAAAGCAGAAAGCAAGUAUAAGCUUCAGUUUCACUGCUAACCAACCUGCUGACUGUACGGUUUGCUGUUCAUUGACAUCCCGUUCAGAGUUCACGCGGGACCGGCAGAAAUAAACACACAGUAAUUAAAACAGAGGGGGCGAGGGGGGGUCCGAGUCAAAGGCAGGCUUCUCUUGUGAGUUGAGCAUUUAAUUAGCUGGGAUGUCGUGCAUUAAAAUGCUGCACGUGCAGGAGUGGCAGAACAGAGACGGAAAGAAAGGAGUGACCUUUGUUUCUCUCUGCGUCCUCUCUCCUGGGCUGCCUGUAAAUACCUUCAGCAUCAGUGACACUGCUCUUCUCUCUGUGUCCAGGCUAUAUGAUGUGUACGUAUGACCUUAUCAAACUACUAUGGAUGUUAAAUAACAA
Archocentrus centrarchus (flier cichlid) is the source of this 7613-nucleotide messenger RNA. RefSeq names its product RUN and SH3 domain containing 2 (gene rusc2). The coding region runs from base 406 to 5436 and encodes 1676 amino acids. Gene Ontology annotation, cellular component: cytoplasmic vesicle. Lineage: Eukaryota; Metazoa; Chordata; Actinopteri; Cichliformes; Cichlidae. Gene Ontology annotation, molecular function: protein binding. The transcript is spliced from 13 exons. The record is from RefSeq and is a predicted model, not a curated record.